Messenger RNA from Leishmania mexicana MHOM/GT/2001/U1103, 1157 nucleotides. RefSeq lists its product as uncharacterized. The record is from RefSeq and is a predicted model, not a curated record. The annotation marks the transcript as partial. The transcript has a single exon. NCBI's taxonomy places the organism in Eukaryota, Euglenozoa, Kinetoplastea, Trypanosomatida, Trypanosomatidae.
ACGCCACGCGGCUGUUGGCAGUGGACGCCCUUCCUCCGACGGAUGACGAGUGUGCAUCCGACGCCGCGCCACAGUUGAGCGAGGUGGCGCCUCAACGCGAUGCGGCCGCGUCCCUGCGUCGCAAGCGAACGCGCGAUGAUGCGUCUGAUUCGACCUUCUUGCCGCGGCGGCGGCGCUUCUCACGUCCGCUCGAUAGGGAACCGGGGACUGUUCCGCCCGCGCCGUUGCCGCGGGAUAUUCGCCGUGCUCUCCGCGCGUCGGCCGACACUGCAGCGCAAGAGGCGAGCCAGGCAGCUCCGCUGGUGUCCAUCGAUGCUCUCCCUGCCGCGCCUGCCCAACACGCAUCCGAGGCCGUGCCACAGCCGAGCGAGGCGGCGCCGGCGCUGACGGUGGACGCCCUUCCUCCGACGGAUGGCGAGUGUGCAUCCGAGGCCGUGCCACAGCCGAGCGAGGCGGCGCCGGCGUUGACGGUGGACGCCCUUCCUCCGACGGAUGGCGAGUGUGCAUCCGAGGCCGUGCCACAGCCGAGCGAGGCGGCGCCGGCGCUGACGGUGGACGCCCUUCCUCCGACGGAUGGCGAGUGUGCAUCCGAGGCCGUGCCACAGCCGAGCGAGGCGGCGCCGGCGUUGAGGGUGGAGGCUGCGCGUUGCAUGUGCCGUAAGCGUCUGCGGGAUUUCUCGUCUGAGUGGAUGUUAGCGAAGCGGCGGCGCUGUACUUCACGCAGACUGGAGUGUCCGCUGCCGCCUGUGCGGGCUGUGACGUCGCGGCGGUGUACCCGCCGGGGUGGCGGCCCGUGCAAACCGGCUGCCGCGUCGCGCUCAUCCCUGAGGGGCAGAUGGCGUGCCGUGGUGCGUACGGUGCGCAGGUGGUGCCAAAAGGCUUUGGGUUUUGGACAUCGGCUGAUUUACCGCCGUUCUCGCGCCUCCGCAGGAGAAGCGGCGCCACAGUCGAGCCAGGCGGUGACGCUGCCAUGCAAGAACGCUUCGCCAUCGGAUGUCGCGCCAGCCCCGCUUGCCGUGUUGCAUCCCCGCAGGGCGCCCCUGCCGCCAUCUGCUCACUGUAUGACUGACUCGCAGUUGGAGACUGCGUGCUGUGCAGGGUCCUAUGAUGCGGCGAGAAGCGGUCUUGCGCCGGAGGGUAGAGGGACAAGUGAGUAA